Messenger RNA from Clavispora lusitaniae ATCC 42720, 2382 nucleotides. It is a transcript of the gene PSO2, whose product is annotated as Pso2p. The record is from RefSeq and is a predicted model, not a curated record. Gene Ontology annotation, molecular function: 5'-3' DNA exonuclease activity; damaged DNA binding. Gene Ontology annotation, biological process: double-strand break repair via nonhomologous end joining; interstrand cross-link repair. Lineage: Eukaryota; Fungi; Ascomycota; Pichiomycetes; Serinales; Metschnikowiaceae.
AUGGCUUUCUUGAAUGGCAGUCUCAUAUUUACGAAUGUACCAAGUAAAGUAGCGUUUCAUAAAGUUCAUAAUCACCAUUACGUAUUGCAAAUUCAUUUUGCAUACCCCUCUAAGAUAAGAAUUAUAGUCUUAUUUCCAAACACCUUCUUAGACUUUCAAUCUCAGUCUUGCACCAGUAUAGUCCAUACAGUUUUCGCACCCAUUACUUUUCGCACCCAUUACUUUCGCACCCAUUGGCAUCUUCCUGACCCAUUUCGCCAGAUGUCUUUUGACGGAAUCGUGGCAGAAUUUCCGUUCAUCGGCGUCGACCGCUUUAAUACUGCCGCCCGUACGUUUUUGCUUACUCAUUGCCACCAGGACCAUCUUGUUGGCCUACUAAACUGCUCUUUUUCUGGCACAGUCUACUGUUCGCCAGAAACACGUCUUCUUCUCGAAGAUUUACAGGGAUACGCGUCGGUUCUUCCUCGGAUCAAGACAGUGGCCUACAAUACGCCGAUCGAAGUUGAUCUUCCGCCUGAGAUACAACGCGUCUAUGGGAAAAUCGUCAUUACUCUAAUUCACGCGUACCACUGUCUUGGAUCUUGUAUGUUUCUUAUAGAAGGAGAAUAUGGCGGCUCUGUUCUUUGCACAGGUGACUUGCGAGCGGAAAAGUGGUGGGUUGACAGUCUUGGCCAGCUGCCGUGUCUUGGGCCGUAUUUGGCCGGGCUCAAGACCUUAGACAAUAUCUACUUAGACACCACGUUCGGCUAUCGGGGCGAGCCGUACAUCGAAAUGCCGCCAAAUAAUCUGGGGGUUCACGUUGCCAUCCGCUGGUUGGAAAACUAUCCCUUGGACGAUCCAGAUCUCGUGUUUCAGUUUCGAGACACCGUGCUUGGUUUUGACCAGGCGUGGGCAUUUAUUCUCAGCUAUUUCCGGGCAUCUUUGGAUGUUACAGAAGAUAAGCUUAAAAAGAUUAUGGCCGUAGCUGCUCGUCAUGACGAACUAAACGGUCCUAUGUUAUCUCAGGCUAUGGAGUACUGCAAUCAGCCUCUAGGUUGCAAGACAAGAAACAGGCCCUGUUUCGUUGCUGGAAAGCCUCUACUGUCCAAACAAAUUGCCGUUCGUAUUGUCCAGUGCAUAGAUUUCAAUAUUGUGGACUUGGCUGGCUUGUUUUGUCCUCUCCCACUUUCUGCGCUAUCAGCAGCAGAAAAGAAGGCAAUUUUGAAUCCAAUAAAAAGCACAAGCGCUGGAAACAGUGUUGUUGAACUUCGAGGGCGUCAGUGGCUUCUUCCUAAAGAACAUUUAUCCCUUCUUCCUAUGGAUGUUAAAUUGGUUUUCUCUCGGCACUCGUCCUACUCAGAAUGUGCUGAUUUUGUCUCCCGUUUUAAGCCCAAACAGGUUUACCCAUGCUGGUCAACACAAACGGCGUGGCAUAAUGGGUUUGUAAUGGCCCGCCUCUUUGGGAAAUAUUGCUCAGCUUCAGUGUUCGAUUUUGACAUCAAAAUGACUAGACAAUUGGGCCCUUCUAAGAGAGCAAUGUUGGGUCUUCCGGUUGCCACUAUAGACCGAUGGGACGCUGGGGAAUGUGAAGAAGAAAAGAAAUUUGUAGAAGACGUGCUUGACAAAAGAAAAAAGGAAGGCCAGGCAAUUAUCAACGUCCGCCAGGUUGCACAUUUUCCGGUUUUCUUCAAGGAACGAGGCCAGAAGUCCCAAGACAGUCACAACAAAGCCAGGAAAUUACGAUUGAAUCUUGAGAGUCUAGCAAGUGGUAAAACAACUUCUGCCAGACGCUUCAUAGAAGAACAACAACAAUUAUACUACAAGAGACACUGUCUUCCUCAAUACGAGCGUGAUUUCGAGGACCCAAGGUACCACAACAUGUUUGGUUCUGGAUUGAGAGGAACUAGUGAAGCUGAUUCUCGAAGUAGUGACAGCUCCCUCGAUUUGGUGAUGAUGGGAACACGUAGCUCUUCUCAUGUUGCUGUAAGUGUCGACUCAUAUCUGCCACAAUCAAAGGCAUCGAGGGAACUGAACAGUGGUCAAUCCAUUGUCCUCAAUUCUGAAGAGCUCGAGAAACCCACAUGUUCAUCCAAUAAACUUGAUAUUAUGCGACAAUCUAGAGCAAACAGCUUUGUUGAUGAUAUGGACGAAGAAAUAAUUCCGAACCUGUUUCCCUCGCUCGAGUCACGGCUAAAUUUACUGAUACCAAGUCCCAUUGUAGCGUUGACAGACAUUACACGCUGCUGUGCAAAUGAUUAUUAUCAACGCUUUUCCUCAAUGCAUUAUAGGCACUCGUUCGAGGCCUUAGACGGAGAUUCUUGCAAAACUUUGGAACAAACAUCGUUCUUCUCCUCCUUCAAGUAUGUUGAAGACUCCAUAUAUCUCAGUAAGAGAAGAUUCUGA